Galeopterus variegatus (Sunda flying lemur) is the source of this 970-nucleotide messenger RNA. RefSeq names its product tetraspanin 17 (gene TSPAN17). NCBI's taxonomy places the organism in Eukaryota, Metazoa, Chordata, Mammalia, Dermoptera, Cynocephalidae. Bases 128 to 721 code for a protein of 197 amino acids. The record is from RefSeq and is a predicted model, not a curated record. Gene Ontology annotation, biological process: protein localization to plasma membrane; regulation of vascular endothelial growth factor signaling pathway; protein maturation. The transcript is spliced from 7 exons. Gene Ontology annotation, cellular component: membrane.
GGGCGCCCUGUUACUGGCCAUCGGCCUCUGGGCCUGGGGUGAGAAGGGUGUCCUCUCCAACAUCUCAGCGCUGACAGAUCUGGGAGGCCUUGAUCCUGUGUGGCUGUUUGUGGUGGUUGGAGGCGUGAUGUCGGUGCUGGGCUUUGCUGGCUGCGUCGGGGCCCUCCGGGAGAACACCUUCCUGCUCAAGUUUUUUUCCGUGUUCCUCGGUCUCAUCUUCUUCCUGGAGCUGGCGACAGGGAUCCUGGCCUUUAUCUUCAAGGACUGGAUCCGGGACCAGCUCAACCUCUUCAUCAACAACAAUGUCAAGGCCUACCGGGACGACAUAGACCUCCAGAACCUCAUCGACUUUGCUCAGGAAUACUGGUCUUGCUGUGGAGCCCGAGGGCCCAAUGACUGGAACCUCAAUAUCUACUUCAACUGCACUGACUUGAACCCGAGCCGGGAGCGCUGUGGGGUGCCCUUCUCCUGCUGUGUCAGGGACCCUGCGGAAGAUGUCCUCAACACCCAGUGUGGCUAUGAUGUCCGGCUCAAACUGGAGCUGGAGCAGCAGGGCUUCAUCCACACCAAAGGCUGUGUGGGCCAAUUUGAGAAGUGGCUGCAGGACAACCUGGUUGUUGUGGCCGGGGUCUUUGUGGGCAUCGCCCUCCUCCAGAUCUUUGGCAUCUGCCUGGCCCAGAACCUCAUGAGUGACAUCAAGGCAGUGAAGGCCAACUGGUGAGGCCACUACGGGCCAUGGCCACACACCUGGCGUACCCAGGCCUCUGGUGGGGGACCUCCCAGGACCCUCCUGCUGUGCCCAUGAGAGGCAAGGCUGCAGGAGGUGUUUCUGCUUGGACAUGAGCCCCGUAUGGGGUUCUCAUGUACUGUCCGUCCACAGAGAAAGUCACUGUGGCUCUGCCUGGGCUGCUUGUCCUGGAGCUCUGUGUGCAUGGAGGGUGUGUGUACACGUGCACAGGGAAGCCACUGU